AGCCGCUAGUCUCUAGCAGUUUUGACGCACCCGAGUCCAGCAGGUCCAAGUGUGUCUUUGCUGCUGUUGGUUACCAUGGAACGGGGCGGGCGCGUUUUGGCGGUCUCUUGGCCGGUGUGCGCGGCCGUCUUCUGGAUUUUGCAAGGUCAGGACUCGGACAAGGACCUGACUCUCGGAGGCCAUGUCUCUGCAGCGAGGGAGGCAUACAUAGAGGAGAAGACGCAGAUCGACCGAGGUGUGAUGCAGAGGGUCCAACAUCUGGAGGUUCCGCCCGCAGCCGUUCAGUUCGCCCCGAAGGUCGCCUUUCUCUUCCUGACAAAGCAGAAGCUUCACAAUUUGAACAUCUGGAAGUCGUUCUUCAGGGACGCACCCAGGGACCGGUACUCUAUCUAUGUACAUGAAUCUCGAAACGAUGUACGAUCAACAAAACAAUCAGUGUACCAGCCACUGGCUGAAUAUGGAGCCCAGACGCUUCCUUUCAUCAAUGGUACCUGGUGUGCGCUUGCUGGCUUGGAGGCGGGCGCUCUACAAAUGAUGUUACAGGACCCCAACAAUGCCCAAUUCGCAUUGUUGUCUGACUCAUGCAUUCCCCUGAAGUCCUUCGCUUACGUCUACCACGACCUGGUGGAGCUGUCGCCCAAGACUAGCAAGGUUUGCCUCGCCGAGACGGCUCAGUACAGAAAGAUUGGCGAGCAAAUGAAGUUUGAUGGAAGUACUGGGUGCGUCUUCAGGGACUUCUACUCAAGAUAUGAGCCGCUGGUUCGACAUCAUCACCAGUGGGCCGUCCUGUCCAGAGAACAUGCAGCAACAUUUGUGCGGCGUGGGUUGGAAAGCCAUCACAGGUACUACAAUGCAUGGCGGCAGGCAGUUCCAGACUGGGCUCAAGCAGGCUAUGGCUGCAGCUGUGAAGCCACUCCUCUGGCUUCGCUGCUGGUCGAUAUGCAUGCAAAAGGCCAGAGCAGUGGUGACUACUUUGAGGACCUCAAGCUUGCUGGAGUAGAACAGAAGUGCUUGACUUUUGUCCAUUGGCAUGGCUGCUUUGUCGGCCACAAGCUGAAUAGGGAUAACGAGUGGAAGUUUAUUGCGCGCAUUUUGCAGUCUUCACCGGUCUAUAUAAUGCAGUACCUCGCAGGGCACGACAUGGACAUAGUGAACAAUCCACUGCACAGGCCCAUGAACUCGUUUCCGUACGAAUUCAGAACGGCGAUUGAAAUGGACUACCUCAAUGAUUUGGCCGACCACAGUUUCAUGUUCGCCAGGAAAUUCCACCCAGGGGUGCAGGUCCUGCUGGCGGACGGCUCGAGAGAACCCCUUGAUGAUGUUCUGCCUCGUGUGUGGCGUCGUGUGGACGAGGCGGGCAGCUCAGGAACAGUUUGGACCAGGCUCAGAAAUCCAGAGCUCCCUCCUCCGUACUCCCUGGUGGGCCGUGUUGUGAUUGCUUGGUUCGGUUCGAUGAUCGCGUCGCUUGUCAGCGUACUCUUAUGUGAUCAUGCUUGCGCCAGGGUUCUACCGUUCACCCUUCUGAUGCUGACUUCUGUGGUCAUGUUCUAUGGCCUGAUCUUUAAGUCAUCCGACAUCAACUGAGCAUCUACCGCACGUUUUCAUGAGGGACGGGGAG
Molecule: messenger RNA, 1618 nt
Organism: Prorocentrum cordatum
Lineage: Eukaryota; Dinophyceae; Prorocentrales; Prorocentraceae
Source: the annotation of a GenBank genome assembly